This is a messenger RNA of Ruditapes philippinarum (Manila clam), 4972 nucleotides long. Its product is annotated as protein Wnt-6-like. Gene Ontology annotation, molecular function: cytokine activity; frizzled binding. Bases 2480 to 3511 code for a protein of 343 amino acids. The record is from RefSeq and is a predicted model, not a curated record. Gene Ontology annotation, biological process: neuron differentiation; multicellular organism development; cell fate commitment. The transcript has 6 exons. Lineage: Eukaryota; Metazoa; Mollusca; Bivalvia; Venerida; Veneridae. Gene Ontology annotation, cellular component: extracellular region.
GGAUGAUUUGAUCUAUAAUACAUUUUUGUGAAAUAAUUAUAUUUCAACGUUAUUAACAUUUUGUUUAUACUCAUGACAUGAAAUUUGGAAAGACUGUUGUAAUAUCGUCUGCAGACAAAUUGUGAAAAAGUGGAACUUUAAUAAACCCAAAGAACAGAAACUAAACGAGCUUUAUAUUGAUAUAAAUAUUGCCGUGGAUCAACGAAGAUUUCCCUUUCAUCUUCGGCAAGAUUGAGUUUCAGAACAUCUGCAAAGAGGGGAUGAGGUGUAACCCUGUAUUACAACAAGAGACAAAAUGUGGCUAGGUAGAUUUAAGGAUUAAGUGAUAAACGAGUGAAUUUUCAGUCUGAAUAUUCCGGACCAAUUUGUAGCGAAACGACUCUUUGUUAUGACGGGAAUAUUGCACAGAUAUGUUUAUGAAUGGACUGGUUGAAUUAUGAUAUGUAAUUAAUUGAUUGAAGUGUGAUAUCGUUGAUGUGAUAAACUAUAAAGACAUCUAUCAAUGACUAAAUGACUAAUGGAGAAUAUUAAGGAGAAGUGUGGAUGUCUGAAAAUUAUUUGAAAUAGCAAAAUUCAAUAGAUGCAUUAUGGAAUAGGAGAAAACUCGAUAUGUCUUUUUUCAAGAUAUCACUUAUGAAGAAAUAGAAUAUCCAAGAGCAGACAGUGGGUCCAUUUUAAAAUGUUUAGAAUAAUUACAUGGAUGUUUUAUUUGUAAAUAUAAAAGACAUUAAAAUCGUGUGUAUUUCUUCGCAAGGAAAAUAAGUUACGGAUAGAGUGAAAUAGAAUAGAUGCACUGAAAAAUUCGUAUGAGAACAAAUUUAAAUUUGUGUAUUGCGUAAGACCUGUAUAAAUUAAGGAGAACAUGAGGAAAUAAAUUCGACAUAUUUAAUUGGCAGAGCAUUUAUUGUUAAACAGUAUUUAUUGUAAACUAUUUGAAACAAUACUUACUUCUGUGAAAUUAUCUUACUAAAAUUGAAAUAUACUGUUGAAAAAUAGUUACUAUUUUACAAUUUGAAAGGCAGAAUUUUGUACAUUAUGAUUCAGGAAGUCACGUUAUUGUGUUUAUGAUUUAAAACAUAUUAGGAGGCGUGUGUUAAUGAAAGUUCAAAUUAGAUAUUACUGUUGGAUAUAUGGAGAUUAAUAACAAUGCCAUUCAUAAACUCUCCAAAAGCUUAACAAUUAUAUGUCUACAUACGUAAAUAUAUAAUCUCUGUUUUUGCUCCUAGACACGUCGCCGUUGGAAGCAGAAUUAAAGACUGUGCGAUAUAAAUUAGAGCUUUUAUUAAUGGUCUACUUAAAUUUCCCGAUCAAAUAACGCAGAAGACUUUUCCAGGAAAGAUCACUAUAUGAUUUAUAUGUUUUCUAAACCAAAGCUGUCUUGGCCCGAUGUCAAUUCAAGCUAGAACAUCUUCACCGCACUAGCUGACCCGUAUCAAGAUUAGGCGGGAUACUUUAUAAAUUACACAAUCAUGAUUGUUUAGAAUUUAAUUCACACCUUAUUUUACAGGCAAUAAAGGCAUGUAGAAGCAAAUUUCUACUGCGUUAUCUUGUCUUGUUAUACUAAAAAUAAAAUAGGAAUUUCGGGGGAGAAAAAACGACUUACAAACAUCGUAUAUUUCCUGACCAAAAGUUUCCAAUUUUCCUUCCACGAGACCAUCGGAUAUACUGUAGACAUUCACGUGUACAGUUUUAAAAAGGAGCAUCUAGAAUUAGAUGUGUUUUAUUCCAACGUGAAUAUUGUUGUUUUUAAACAGUGAAGAAUCAGUGAAAGUUUAAGUUGUUUUUAAAUGUAAAGGAAAUAACAAAAUCAACUUCUGCGCCGAAUGAGUAAAGUGUGUCUGAUGAAAACAAAUUAUGACGCACGUCAGUCAAAACAUUGGAACUGAGGACGAUCCCGAAGUAUCGGUUUAGGAAAAUCUUAUCAUAGAUUUUACCCACCUGUUAACAGCGUUCACCUAUAAGCGUUUUGUUUUUCUGUGUGGUUACAGUUUAAAUGUACCAUUAAUGUGUAUUUGAAAAAGUUGACACGCGAGAGCUACUUGAUUUUUAAUGCAACAGUUUUUGGUGGUCUAAAAGUGGUUUGGCACGGCUGAUAGGAACGGAAUGUAACAAGAAUAUGGCAUUCGCCUGUAGUAUUCCUCAAGUGGCAAUAGACAAUGGCAACCCUUUCCAAAAGUAUAUCAUAUACCUUUGUAUGUAUAAAAACUUAUGAUAAAUUGUAAUUACUUCUGACGCAGUCAAUACUGGCAAUUAUAUGGAUUUCCUUCAACUAUAUUUUGGAAAUUAAUAGAAAAAAUAUCGGCUGAGAAGGAAGUGUUUGUAUACUUUCAUGUAGUGAAAAAAGUGACUCAAACACAAAAGGAUUAACUAAGCUGAAGACAUGAAAAAAGAUAUGUGAUAAAGAUGAUUGGUUUAAACCAGUAUCAUCUAUUUGGACAAAUAACUAAUACCAGACAAAAUAAUAUAGUGAAGUGUUAAAAUGAGAAAACAAGGAUUCUAUGUAUGUCUAUACUUCUACUUGAUGUUCCCGGCCAACAUUAUUGGACUUUGGUGGGCAGUCGGAAGCCCGCUUGUCAUGGAGCCCAAUAAGAUAUGUCGUAAGAAUAGGAAGCUAUCUGGGAAACAAAGGCAAAUCUGUCGCCGGGAGAAAGAGAUUGUUGACGAGGUCGUAAAUGGUGCCAAGUUAGCUAUUGCAGAAUGUCAGUAUCAGUUCCAGUAUAGAAGAUGGAACUGCACAACAGCCAGAAAGUCUUUCUCCAGAAUUCUUAGAAGAGAUACCAGGGAAACCGCAUUUGUAUAUGCAAUAACUGCCGCGGGCGUGGUGUUUACAGUCACAAAGGCUUGCAGUAGAGGGGGCCUGGUUCAAUGCACGUGUGAUAACAAUCUUAGAGACAUUGCCUCUGACGGCGAAUGGGAAUGGGGUGGUUGCCAUGACGAUGUGAAUUUUGGGUACCAGAAAUCAAAGGAAUUUAUGGACGCAAGGAGGAAAAAGAAACAAGGGGAUUUGACCUCUAAAAUCAGACAGCAUAAUAAUGAGGCUGGGCGUCUGGCGGUACGGGAGCAUAUGACAAAAGAUUGUAAGUGCCAUGGUUUAUCGGGAACAUGUGCCUUAAAAACGUGCUGGAGACGCAUGCCUUCAUUCAGAGACGUUGGUCUAAGAUUGAAAGACAAGUUUGAUGGUGCGUCUAAAGUGACUAUUUCUAAUGAUGGCAGAAGCCUUGUGACUGAGGAUGACACUAUUAAACCGCCAUCAAAUGAGGACCUCUUGUAUACAGAACAAUCUCCUAAUUUCUGUAAACCGAGAAAGAAAUAUGGGUCGUUAGGAACCCAUGGUAGAUUAUGUAAUCCAAAUUCUAUGGGGAUUGAUGGGUGUAGUUUGAUGUGUUGCAACCGUGGCUACAAGAGUACACAACUAACAGUGAAUGAAAACUGUAAAUGUCAGUUUAUUUGGUGUUGUCAGGUUAUGUGUAAAACGUGUAAGUCUAUACAGACUGUUUCAAAGUGCCUUUGAAAACAUGAAAAUUACAUUCCCGAAAGGGAAAUGUGUUUGUUCUUAAGUGUCAUAUUGGAUACAAGAUGAUCAAACUCUAAGUGUUCAUAUUCUGUAAAUUGUAUAAAAAGCAAUAUGCUGAACAUAUACUUUAGAAGGGGGAGCAGAGAGAGAGAGACGGCUAGAAAUUCGCUCUUUGUGCUUUCUUAACGAUAAACAUACAUGCUUUGAACUAGACUUCUAUGUAAAUUCGUAUACAGUGAGCAGAUAGACUUUGAGAUAGCAUGCCGAUUUUUUCAGAGUUAAACCGGCGUUUGUUAAUCUUUUCCUCGUUCAUUUUGUUUUUGCUUUUCUGAUUUCUUGUAUCUAGGGGCGGUACAUAUUCAGAAGACUUGGAACGAUGGAAAAGAUCCACUACUUAGACGAACAGAAUGAAUUGUCAGAAAUUUGAUGUUCAAGUGUUGAAACUUGUAUGCAUUUGUGUUUAAGAUUAUAAAUCUCAGUAUGUGUAGUAAUUUGAUUUGUACAUAUGAAUCUACACAUUAAUGGAUUAUUGACCUGUUUAACAGAUGUAAUGAUGUAUAUAUCUUUUCUUAUGUAUUGCACAAGUAGGCUUUUUUUUCCCUUUUGUUUCAUGAUUUGACCUUUGUACAUUUAAUGUAAACCGCUUUAAACGAACUCCGCUGAGAUCGAAAAUCCUAAAAACUCGAAAGAUUUUAAUUUCUUGAUUAGAUUUGUUGUUGUUCCUACAAUGGGUAUGCAAAAUAUGCAAAAGAUUAUAAAGAUUUAUAAUCAUGAUAAUUAACUUGAAAAUGAAUUUUUUGUUGAUUGCAUACCCUUUGAAAAAAAAUGUGUUGGUUAUUUUGGACAAUAGAAAUAAUGAUUCUGAGAAAAUGAUAUGGAAUUUUGCUCCCAAGUUAUUAUUCAAAACCUACAUAAAAUGGUCGAUCCCUUCCUAUAAAAAAUAACAAACUCAGUGGAGUCAAAUUUUCAAACAAACGUCCGACAAGAUUCUAAAAAGGAAUUAUUUGUUCUCACGGUUAUUCAUGUGAAUGUUCAUAGUAAAUGUUCUUGUGUUUGUGCAGGAGAAAAUACUUUUUGGAAAAUAUUGACGUCAGAGCUUUUAUAAAAGAUUGAGUAAUUUAUUACUUAAGACACACUUAUAUGCCUUCAUGUCGACUUUAAAUAAUAUCAAAGAAAUAAUUCAAUACUUGCAACACCUAUUGUUUGUCAUAACUGAAAGUUUUAUUUAUAAAUUUAAGCAAAUAAAGCACCACGAAAGUAUUGUGAUGUUUCAUUGGAUAAAAAUUGAUGAAUUUACAAUGUUGCUGUAAGUAAAAAAGUAGUGUACAUUUUAUGAAUGACGCUUAAUUUCUUUUUUUCGAUUUAGAUCUAGAACAACAAACCUUAUAUCUGUAUAGAAAAUCAACAAAUUUGUCAUUGUAUAACAAUGUACUAAAAUAAAGUUAUAGUAAUUUUUAA